AUGACCGACGUCCGACACGCUGCUUUCGCCGCCAUCUCCAUCAUCCUCCUCCUCGGCACAAUCUACUCCGUCGCGUUCAACACAUUCCUCGACACCUCCAACGCCCUCAUAACGCACCUCCCUCACCCACUCAGCCACACCCACUACUUUGCCUCUAAAUCCAACGUCCUCAACGUCUACUUUAUCAAGAAAGUAUGGGCAUGGACCACAGCCGCUUUCCUCUUCUCCUGGUUCACUAGUCCCCCGCAAGUAAAGGCGCCCACCCGCCUGAUCAAAUAUCUCACCCUCACCUCCAUCUGGCUCGUAUUCACGGCAUGGUUCUUCGGCCCCCCGCUCCUCGACCGCGUCAUCGUAGCCUCAGGCGGACAAUGCGUCAUCCCAAUGCCAACUGGCGAUCCUAUCGUCGUCCCUAACGACUACUGCUUCGAAAAGUCAACUAUCAGCGCCUCGUCCCAUCCCCAGCUCUUCGAAUUGUGGGCACCACCACCACCAGAAUGGCGUGGGGGCGUACCGCGGCUUAGGAGGGGCCACGAUAUAUCAGGCCAUAUCUUCAUGUUAACCAUCUCUACCCUCUUCCUCGCCGAUCAGUUGCGGCCGUCGUUCAAGAUUCGUGUGUGGUCGAUGCUUCAUGGUUGGGCUGUUGCCUUCAAUGUAGCUUUGAUCGGCAUCUGGUUGCUUGCGACAUACACCACGAGUGUCUACUUCCACAGCCCUCUGGAGAAGUUUACUGGCUACUUCCUGGGCGUAGCCUGUUUCGCGUUCACACAGUUGCCCAUAUUUGACAACAGUCAACAGACAGUACCGACUCAGGAACACUCCAAUAGAUCGCGCAUAACGGUUGAUAAUUGA
Molecule: messenger RNA, 849 nt
Organism: Laccaria bicolor S238N-H82
Lineage: Eukaryota; Fungi; Basidiomycota; Agaricomycetes; Agaricales; Hydnangiaceae
Exons: 2
Coding region: 1-849 (282 amino acids)
Biological process (GO): lipid droplet organization; phospholipid biosynthetic process; lipid storage
Cellular component (GO): endoplasmic reticulum membrane
Source: RefSeq, a predicted model, not a curated record